GCUUUGGACACGCGAGGAGGGAGGAAUGCGCGCUCACUCCUCCGCAAAUUCAAACUACAAUUCUCUCUCUUUCCCUCUUUCUUCUUCUCGCACCACCCUCUCUCACUAGAUCCAACUCCCUCAAACCCUAACGCUCCAAAACAAAAAAAAACCCCUCGCUCUUAAAUUUCAUCUUCCGACACUCAUCAAACACCAUCUAUACCUUUGACUCAACCACAUGAACGAGGAUUGCAAUUCCAGAACAGCGUCGCUGUUGUUGUCCUCAUCCUCCUCCCCUUCGAAUUCCAAGAAUUUGAGGUUUGUGUUUCAGAUCGUGGGAGAUAAGCGUGGAAGCUCUCACGCGGGUCACGGCGCUCGGAAACGGGUUAAGAUGAAAGAUCUUGACGCCGUUGUUCACUCUGUGGAAACGAAUAGCCGUUAUUCGGGAUUCAAAAACGACAAAGAAAACACUGUGCAGUGGUCGUUGGGAGCUACGGAUGGUUCUCAACAAGCGAAAACGGGAAGGAAAGCGAUGUCAGAAGAGUUUAAUUUUGCGGCUAGGCCUCUGGAUCUCAACACUGAUGUGUGCAAAAGUGGAGGGUGUGAGAAGCAAGAAAAAGGACAUGCUAAUUUAGUAGUCUCGAGGGGAAUUAAUGUGGAUCUGAAUGUAGAAGAUGUUACCAGCCCUGUGAAUUUGGAAGCCGCGAAUUCCUCUAAAGGGCACAAUCCUUUUAAGUCGAAGGAUGUGUCCGAGAGUGGGAGCUGUGUUGGACCUUUGGGGGAUAAAGAUCCGAUGACGAAAUGGAAACAGAUGAAGGAAUAUGGUUUUUGGUCGCCCUCUCACGCUGGCAUUCCAAAGCCAAAACAACGUGGAAGGAAAAGUAAGAAUGAAGUGCUUAAGAGAAAGAUAGAGCUUGCGAAGAGGGAACAGGUUAACCGGUUUACCAAGAUUGCUGCUCCAAGUGGACUGUUGAAUGACUUGAACCCCGGAAUUAUAAAUCAUGUGAGGAAUAGAAAACAAGUGCUUUCAAUUAUUGAGAAUCUUGUAAGGUCUGAAAAACAUGAAAGCACUAGCGCGGGGAGUAAGCAAGCAGCACAUCGAAUACAUGGAAGUGUAGAAAUUAGUAAGAGGGAUCAACAAAAUGUGGCUGAUGUAGGUGAGCAUCAGCAUGCCUUUGCUUGUGAGGAAGGGGCCCUUCAUAGCUCUUCAGGGAACAGACAAGCUAGAAAGUUUCCUGUGACAAUGGAUGAUUCUUCUUCUUUGAUUUUGGAGGGUAAAGUUUGUGAUCGUGACACAGGCACUUUAGAGAAAGGUAGUCUUAAAGGUGGUGUGACACAGUCAACGAAUGUUGCAGAGGAUGAUGUUUUGGCUCUGAAACUAUCAUCUGAAACGAGGGCAUCAAUGAGUUCCACCACUUUGUCAAAUGAGGAAUCCUCAAAUGUCACUAUGGUUUCAUCCCUUUCCCUAAAAGCUGCUACUGUUGCUUCUCAAUGGUUGGAGCUUCUACAACAAGACAUCAAAGGACGCCUUUCAGCUUUGCGUCGUAGUAGAAGGAAAGUUCGAUCUGUAAUCACUACUGAGUUGCCGUUCCUUUUAUCAAAAGAAUUUGGAAAUAACCAAGACUAUGAUCCUUGCACUGUGGAAAUGUCUGCGGGACUUCCCACUAGCAAAAUAGCAGAUAUGCAUCGGGCAAGAUGGAGUUCUUUGUUUGAUCAUAUGGAUGCAGCUCUUUCUGAAGAGGAAAAACAACUUGAAUGUUGGUUGAAUCAAGUAAAAGAAAAGCAAUUACUAUGUGACCAGGGUAUACAACAUGUAAACUGGAGCUCGGCUUUUGGUUUACAACAGUUGGGGAAUUCAGAAAACAACUCCCGAGCAACAUUUGAUAGCUCGGAGAAAGACUUAGCGGUGAAUGCAGCUGCUGCUUCCAUAUAUUCAACAUGUAAUUUUCUAUUGUCAGAGAGCUAACCUGUAUUUGACUUAGAGUUCAUGCAUUCAUGUUAGAAUCUUUUAUUUUUUUCAUCCUUAAUGAAAUGACCAGUAAUUGUCAUGGGCACGUAUAAAAACUAAAGUCUAGGCCCUCGUGUAUGCGAUUAUGAUUGUAACAUUAGUUGAAUAUAAUUUAUUUAUUUUUACUUUUUUUCUGCCCGUCAGUAAAUUUGAUUGUAGUUAGAUAUCUCAUCACUGAAGACCAUUUUUGUUAAUGA
This is a messenger RNA of Glycine soja, 2184 nucleotides long. RefSeq lists its product as uncharacterized. NCBI's taxonomy places the organism in Eukaryota, Viridiplantae, Streptophyta, Magnoliopsida, Fabales, Fabaceae. The coding region runs from base 218 to 1945 and encodes 575 amino acids. The record is from RefSeq and is a predicted model, not a curated record. The transcript has 7 exons.